Athene cunicularia (burrowing owl) is the source of this 1649-nucleotide messenger RNA. It is a transcript of the gene ADRB1, whose product is annotated as adrenoceptor beta 1. Gene Ontology annotation, molecular function: beta1-adrenergic receptor activity. Gene Ontology annotation, cellular component: membrane. The record is from RefSeq and is a predicted model, not a curated record. Gene Ontology annotation, biological process: norepinephrine-epinephrine-mediated vasodilation involved in regulation of systemic arterial blood pressure; positive regulation of heart rate by epinephrine-norepinephrine; adenylate cyclase-activating adrenergic receptor signaling pathway. NCBI's taxonomy places the organism in Eukaryota, Metazoa, Chordata, Aves, Strigiformes, Strigidae.
AGCUGCUGUCGCAGCAGUGGGCUGUGGGCAUGAGCCUGCUGAUGGCCCUGGUGGUGCUGCUCAUCGUGGCCGGUAACGUGCUGGUGAUCGCGGCCAUCGGGCGCACGCAGCGGCUGCAGACCCUCACCAACCUCUUCAUCACCUCGCUGGCCUGCGCGGACCUGGUGAUGGGGCUGCUGGUGGUGCCCUUCGGGGCCACCCUGGUGGUGCGGGGCACCUGGCUCUGGGGAUCCUUCCUCUGCGAGUGCUGGACCUCCCUGGACGUGCUCUGCGUGACGGCCAGCAUCGAGACCUUGUGCGUCAUCGCCAUCGACCGCUACCUGGCCAUCACCUCGCCUUUCCGCUACCAGAGUCUCAUGACCAAGGGCCGGGCCAAGGGCAUCAUCUGCACCGUCUGGGCCAUCUCAGCCCUGGUCUCCUUCUUGCCCAUCAUGAUGCACUGGUGGCGGGACGAGGACCCCCAGGCCUUGGAGUGCUACCAGGACCCUGGCUGCUGCGACUUCGUCACCAACAGGGCUUAUGCCAUCGCCUCGUCCAUCAUUUCUUUCUACAUCCCCCUUCUCAUCAUGAUCUUUGUGUACCUCCGGGUGUACAGGGAGGCCAAGGAGCAGAUCAGGAAGAUCGAUAAGUGCGAGGGCCGAUUCUACAGCAGCCACGAGCAGCCACAGCCGCCGCCACCCCCUCACCCUCACCACCAGCCCAUCCUCGGCAACGGCCGAGCCAGCAAGAGGAAGACCUCCCGCAUCAUGGCCAUGAAGGAGCAGAAAGCCCUCAAGACUUUGGGCAUCAUCAUGGGGGUGUUCACCCUCUGCUGGCUCCCUUUCUUCCUGGUGAACAUCGUCAACGUCUUCAACAGGGACCUGGUGCCGGACUGGCUCUUUGUUUUCUUCAACUGGCUGGGCUACGCCAACUCCGCUUUCAACCCCAUCAUCUACUGCCGCAGCCCCGACUUCCGUAAGGCCUUCAAGAGGCUGCUCUGCUGCCCCUGGAAAGCUGACCGGCGGCUGCACGCCAGCGGUGGGGAGCUGGCCCCGCUGCCCGGGGGCUUCAUCAGCACCGUGGGCUCCCCCGAGCGCAGCCUGGGAGGGACCUGGUCUGACUGCAACGGGGGCACGCGGGGCGGCAGCGAGUCCAGCCUGGAGGAAAGAAAUAGCAAAACGUCCGAUUCGGAGUCCAAGGUAGAUGAACAGGGGGGAAAAAAAAUCCUGGCAACAACAGAAAUUUACUGCACAUUUUUAAAAAAAGCGACAAAGCCAUUUUUUUGCACAGUGUUAGGAGUUGUAAAGUUAUUUGAAGAUGAUACUUGCACACACAUACACACGCAAAUUAAAAAUGAAACAGAGGUUUGAGUAACACUGACCCUGAACCUGAUUUCUGGUUUUGUCUGAUCUGUUAUAGUUUUAUUGAGAGAGUGACUUUUUUAAUAUUAUUUUAUGAAGGUACUGUAAAUAUAUCCAUAUUAUAAAUUAAAAUAUCUUAAGAGACUUUAUUAUUUUUAUUUUUAUUUCCAAAUGCCCACGUGAAUCUGCUGUUAUUUUAGCACUUGUGUGUCAUUUCCAUUUUCCUCUCUGUGUGUGUUUUAUAACAUAUUUAUACUCUGGUGCAAUUUACUACUGUGUAAGUAAUUGGUCUAUGUGCAAUAAAUACCA